Dovyalis caffra is the source of this 759-nucleotide messenger RNA. The record is from the annotation of a GenBank genome assembly. NCBI's taxonomy places the organism in Eukaryota, Viridiplantae, Streptophyta, Magnoliopsida, Malpighiales, Salicaceae.
AUGGUCCUCCUCCUGGGAGCCUGCCCUGAGUAUGGAUGCUUAGUAUAUGAGUUUAUGGCCAACGGGAGCUUAGAAGAUCGUCUUUUCUGCAGAGGAGACACUCCACCUUUGUCGUGGCAACUGAGGUUUCGUAUCGCAGCCGAAAUUGGAACCGGUUUGCUGUUCCUCCACCAAACUAAACCUGAGCCACUUGUACACCGUGAUCUAAAACCUGCCAACAUCUUGCUUGAUCGCAACUUCGUGAGCAAGAUCAGCGAUGUAGGGUUGGCCAGGCUAGUCCCGCCAUCAGUUGCUGACAAUGUGACACAAUACCGCAUGACAUCCACAGCCGGCACUUUCUGCUAUAUAGAUCCUGAGUAUCAGCAAACAGGCAUGCUAGGCAUAAAGUCAGAUAUAUACUCUCUAGGGAUCAUGUUUCUACAAAUAUUAACAGCGAAGCCGGCAAUGGGAUUGACUCACCAUGUUGAUAGGGCACUUGAAAAGGGCACUUUUGCUGAAAUGCUGGAUCCCGCAGUGCCUGACUGGCCGAUUGAAGAGGCAACAUUCUUUGCCAAGCUAGCACUCAAGUGUGCCGAGUUAAGACGGAAAGACAGGCCGGAUCUCGGCAAGGUUGUCCUGCCAGAACUUAACAGAUUGAGAGCACUGGCUGAAGAAACUAUGCAUCAGUCAUUGUCAUCAGCAAGUCCAGUUCCACGCUCUCCACCGUUUAGCCCAGUUUCAAUGCAACUAGUAAGCUCACUAGAAUUUAAUUCUGCAUGA